AUGCGCUUUUUGCGCCCAAAUGGUGGCUCAAGGGAAAGGGGGGAUAGAGCUAGGGAGCGAAAGCGAAAAGAAGGUCUGGCAAAAUUCGGCAAAAUCGGGGCGGGCCUUGGCGUUCUUGGGAACGCGCCGCCGGGAAGGAGGCGGGAACCCCUUUUCAAUACCGGCGCGCGCCCCCUGCCCCCAAAACCGCGCCACAAACCUCUCCGACCCCUUUUGCGAAAAAAAAAGGCGAAUGCUCAAAAAUAUGUGGCGCCUUCCGGGCCUUGCCGUGGCGCGGUGAUUGGCCCACCGCCUUUCCUCACCUGA
Trypanosoma theileri is the source of this 306-nucleotide messenger RNA. RefSeq lists its product as uncharacterized. NCBI's taxonomy places the organism in Eukaryota, Euglenozoa, Kinetoplastea, Trypanosomatida, Trypanosomatidae. The transcript has a single exon. The record is from RefSeq and is a predicted model, not a curated record. Bases 1 to 306 code for a protein of 101 amino acids.